Messenger RNA from Ustilaginoidea virens, 1128 nucleotides. RefSeq lists its product as uncharacterized. Bases 1 to 1128 code for a protein of 375 amino acids. The record is from RefSeq and is a predicted model, not a curated record. The transcript has 4 exons. Lineage: Eukaryota; Fungi; Ascomycota; Sordariomycetes; Hypocreales; Clavicipitaceae.
AUGCCCACGAAUCACGACAAUAGCAGCUACGUUGGCCUGGAAGCAGGACUGCUGAGCACUCGGGAAGAGGAAAAGAUACCGUUUGUCUCGUCCGGACAAGACGAAGAACAGUCGUCCCCAGGACCCCGCCAAUUGGAGACCCUGCCGUCCGGGAAAAUGUCUCCCCUCAAGCGAGGCGUCAUGAUAUUCAUCAUGUGCCUGCUCGCCGGCCUGGGACUUGCUCUGGCCCAGGACACUUCUUUUUCGAAAUGCCUGAGCUGGGCUCCCGGCCGCGGCGAUCUUCACUUCAUAUCCGCUCGAUCGCUCCAUGCAAAGCGCGAUCAAGCCUCGUUAAACAACUCAACUGCUCCGUCGUCCACAGCCGAACCCCAGCAAUCCACGUCCAUUGCACCAGUGGCUUCUGCUUCCUCGGCUCAAACCUCCGUGGCGGCGACGCCUUCAACAACCAGCAACGACCCCCCUCCGUCCUCGUCAAGUCUCGUCCUUGUCCCUAGUAGCACGAGCACUCCGAGUGCGCUGCCGGCCACCUCACUGCCCACAACAACGAAUCCCCUCGCCACUUCAAGCGAUGCGAUGCCUUCAAGCAGCUCACUCGUCGCCAUCACGCAAACAACCUCUCGAGACUCUGGAACAUCUUCUUCCCCUGGUACGUCUUCGACGAGACAAGAGACUGUCUCUGAAUCUUCUUCCUCAAGUCUAGCACAACCGUCCUCUUCCACUAGGUCAACCACCGAACAGCCGUCCUCCUCCACCGGCCUUGCUUCCUCUGCACCUAUUUCUACAACUUUAUCCACAACCUUGAGUUCCUCAGCAUCAUUUGCCUCUCCCACAUCCUCUAAAUCAACUGCCACGUCCUCGAAGCCGGCACCCAGCUCCCCAAAAAUCCAAAGCACCAUUACUACUGGACUGGUGGCCACAUCUAGUCCGGUGGCGCAGACGCUGACGACCACGCUGCCUGACGGUGGCACCCUGACCAUCACGUCGACUUCGUGGGUUGCUAUUCAGCCAACCGGAAAAGCCACCUCGACCUCUCAACCCAAACUCCAGAAUGCAGCUCCCAAGUGUAACGACCACUGGACUCUUUCCCUUUGCGCUGCAGCCGCUGCUCUCGGCUUGCUGCUGAUCUAA